Dermatophagoides pteronyssinus (European house dust mite) is the source of this 1975-nucleotide messenger RNA. RefSeq lists its product as uncharacterized. Lineage: Eukaryota; Metazoa; Arthropoda; Arachnida; Sarcoptiformes; Pyroglyphidae. The record is from RefSeq and is a predicted model, not a curated record.
UGAAUAACAAGAUUUUUCUAAAAAAAUCACUUUUGUUUUUUUCCCAAAGUGAAAACAAUUAAUUAAUUUAUUAUCGAUAAACUUGUUGAUCAUCAGUAAAAAAAUUUAUUAAUAAUGGCUACAAAUACACAUUUUCCAUAUUUACAAACAUCAAUCAUGUAUGAAGAUGGUAAUAAUGAUUUUAUUGGUAAUACAUUAAAUACACCGGAUAUUGUUGAUAUGUUGGAUUCAUUUCAUCCAACAUUUCAAUCGGAAAAAACUUAUAAUAAUGAUCAUCAAAUAUUUACCGAUGUUUAUUCACAAUUGGAUGGUCAAAUAACAACAUCAACAACAACAACAAAUAUGAAUCCAAUGAUUUUGAAUUCAUCAUCACCAUCAUCAUCAUCAUCAUCAUCAUUGAUUAAUAAUAAUAAUCAAACAAUAUUAAUGUCAAAUGGCAACUCAUCAUCAUUAUUAUCAUCAUCAUAUGGCUAUAUUGAUUCACCAUUAUCUAAUCAUCAACAACAACAACAACAAAAUUAUUAUGAACGUAAAUCCUAUUCACCAUUAUUAGAAAGUUCAGAAAUAAAUUUAGAAAAUAUGAGUUCACCUGAAAUGGCACCAGUAUCACCAAAUAAAGUUUGUCCACAUACGGAUUAUAAUUAUUCACAACAACAAUAUUCAGAUUCAUCAUCAUCGAAUAGUAAUAAUAGUAAUUCAUCAACAACAAUAGCCUAUCAAAAUCUUGAAACGGCUCAACCAAUUAUAAUUAAAGAUGAAUUUGAUGAAAUGUCAUCAUUGGUUGAUUAUUUAAGUGAUCAAUCACAAUCAGCAACAACAACAACAACGACAACAACAGCAGCAGCAGCGACAAAUACCCAAAUAAUCAAUCCAAAUACAUCAACAACACAACAAUAUUAUACAGCAAAUUCACCAGCAUGUUCGAUCUCAUCCAAUUAUUCAUUGGAUUCAUGUCAAUCACAACCAAAAACAUUUGCAACAUUAGAUAAUGUUAUAAAUAUUAAACAAGAACCUAUUGAUAGUCAAACAAUAUUAAUACAACAAUCACAACAACAACAACAAUAUCAAUCAAUUGUACCAACAGUUGUUGAUGAAACAAUUGUUUCGGCAACAUUUUUACCUGAUAAUUGUCAUCAUCAACAACAAAAUACAACAACAACAACUGAUCUAUCAUCAAAUCAAAUUAUUUAUAAUUUAACACCUGUAACUAGUAAUAAUACGAAUAAUAAUGGUUCAACAGCUAAUUAUUAUUAUAUGUCAUCAACGCCAUUAAAUACCAACAACAACAACAAUACAAAUAUUAUUCCCAAUAAUUCAAAUUCAUUAACAACGACGUUAUCAAUACCAUCAACAUCAUCGACGAUAAACCAUAAUAACGUACAUCAACCACAACAACAACAACAACAAUCACAUGGACGUAAAAGAGGUGCAAAUAAUUUUGUUGUUGGUUUACAUCAAUCAACAACAAAUGGAACGAAAAAACAACGAAUGUCUAAACGUGAAAAACAAAAAUUAAUGGAAUCCUGUAUUGAACGAUAUGAAAGUGAAAAUAAACAAUUAGCUGAACAGAUUAAAUUAUUUGAAAAGCAAAUAAAUUUUUGUAAAAAAUAUUUGAAUGAAAAUGUUGCACCAUAUCUACAAAAACAGCAAUUACAAAAGCAGCCAAUUCAUCAACAAUUACAAAGUUUUAUUGGAAUAGCAUAAAAGAUUCUUUUUUGCACCUCAACUUUUUUUUUCUUCUUCUUCUAUUAAUGGUCUCGUUCCUUCUAAUCAACACCAAAAAAAAAAAACAAAAACAAAAUAUUAAUAAUGGAAAAAAAAAUAUUUGAAAACAAACACCAAAAUACAUACUCAAACUUAUCAAUCUUAUAUCCCAAACUACUAUAACAACAACAACAACAACAAAACACCGCCUUAAGAAAUUCAAAAAAAAAAAAAAAAUUCUAAUUCAUGGCACGCUCAUCAUCAUCAUCAU